CGCAGCCGCGCGCUCCCGAAGGCAGCGGGGGCAAAUAGCGGCGGGGCCGCUUUGGGGGCGCGGGCGGGCGCUCCCGGACGGCGCCCCCCAUGGAGGCUUUUCCCGGUGGAAAGCUGGAGCCGCACCGGCACCUCCCGGCCGUAGAGCGCCUGCAGGGUGCCCGCUACGGCGGCCGGAGCCACAGCGCCUGCGGGAACGUCUUCAACUCGUGGAACGAUUACCUGGGGCUGGCCACGCUCAUCACUAAAGCCGUGCGUCCCGGGAAGGGCUUCGUUGCCGAACCGCCCGCCGUGGUGGUGGCGGCGGCCGAAGAGGAGGAGGAGGAAGAAGAGGAGGAGGAGGAAGAAGCGGCGGGGCCGUACUUCGAGGGCGCGCUGGACUUGCACGAGCUGGAGCUGUGCGGGCACCAUCACCACCACGGCGACGGGCUGCUGGAGGAGCGAUUCGCCGAUUUCAGCCCCUUCCCCGGGCGCGGCGGCCCCGCAGCGGUGCUGUUCGACUGCUCGGGGGAGCACGGGGGCCGGGACGGCUCGGGCCACGCGUGGGGCGCGGGCGUGGUGGUGGCGGGUCGGCUGCCCGCACACCCUCGAGCCGCGGGGCGCCUGCUGAAACCCGAGCUGCAGGUGUGUGUGUUCUGCAGGAACAACAAGGAGGCGGUGGCUCUGUACACCACGCACAUCCUGAAGGGACCCGACGGCCGCGUGCUGUGCCCCAUCCUGCGGCGCUACGUGUGUCCGCAGUGCGGCGCCACGCGGGACAACGCGCACACCAGGAGGUUCUGCCCGCUGUCCAAAAUGCAGGCGGCCAAACAGCUCCGGCACGCCCGGACCGCGCUGGGCAAGAAGGUCCGCUAGGAGCGGGGGGCUCGGGGACUGGCGGGCGGCUUCGGCGCGGCGGGGACGCCCUGUACGUGUUUCUUGUAAGAAAUAUAGAGAUACGUGGUUUUUAAGGAAACGCCGUUCGCCGCCAGUUCCGACACCGGGCGGUGUGUCUCCCUGCUGCCCCCCGCGCUGCCCGCACGGCUUGGGGAGCGGCCGCCCGCUGCACGGAGGGGAACGAAGGGCUCAAAGCCGAUCCAGCGUCCCAAUUGGAACCGAUGGGGUUUUUGGCUCGGUGGUCGGCAGCAAUUCGGUUGAAAGGCUGCACCCGGGGAGGGGCAGGAACGGGACGGUGCCGCCCGGCUCAAUGUGCGGCUCUAAGGAUGGGGGGGAGGGAGCGGAGGGGGCUGCGCGGUGACUGGGGGACACACGGAGCGGCCCCUGGUGUGACUGUGGGCUUCUGAGGAGACCCAGAGCGAGGAACUGCCCAAAGGAAGGUGAUGCGUUUGUAAGGCUAAAGAGUGUGGCUUUAAGUGGGUGGGGGCACGGGGGAAGCACCCGUGUGGUUACCGAGUAGCUUUCAUGUAUACCGAACACGGGACGCAGCCACGGGACUGCGUCGCUCUCAGAGAGGUGGGGAAUUUGCUUUCAUUGCAACUUAAAGCAGGAGAAGGAGCAGCAGCAGCAGAUCUGUGGGUCUCUCCGGGGUCCUCUGGAGCCAAGAGGGCAGUGCAGAAGGCUCUGGCUGUACCCAGGUUCGCCUGGAGGGUGAGAAAGGCACCGCGUCCUGAUGGGAAGGGGAGAUGGACAAGUGAGAAGUGACGGAUUUAAUGUGAGUUCCUCCUGAGGAGCUGCUCUGUGGGGUGGGACAGUGAAGCAAGUAAGUGGGACGGGCAGGAGUGGAGUCAGGAUGGGCUGGAAGGAGCCUGGGGGUCGCUAUUCACAACUGCUGUUGGUUCCCUCAGCUGAGAACAGGGUUGUGAAUGGAAGUGCUCUCUUCAGGCUUCAUCACAUUGCUCCAGCGAUGGCAUUAGGUCUAAUUAGCAAAUGCAAAUAGACUUGCAUUAAAUACCACCUCGCUGUGGCUGCAGCUGGCUGUAUGGAGCUGCCUGUUGGCUGUGCCAGCUGUGUGCUGUCUCUCCUUCCAUGUGAUUUGCCCUGCAGGUUCUCAGCUGGUAGAAUUCAGGCAUUGGAUUUUGUGAUGUCUGUCUUCACCGCAGAUUGGGAUUGAGCUCCAGUGUAACGCUGUGGAACAAAUUCAGUCUCUUUGUUAGCUUCUUGAUGAGCAUAUGUGUUUCAAUUCGGGUGACUGUUUAUGGACACAAAAGCAAGAAAGAUGUAAGGAAGGUUCUCAGCUGCUUUGAGGGGACAUUCCGAGGGCUGCCAUACACCCACCUCCCCUGGUCUGUAGAUUAAGUUACCCCAUAGCAACUGCCCCACUGCACCGCCUGGGAGCUUGUCAAGAUAGCAGAAUGUCUCCUUGCCAUGGAUGCCAGCCCUGUCUGUGCCCUCCACAUGGGUGAGAAGAAAGCUGCUCCUGUGAUGGUGGCUCCUGCUGUGUGUGCUGAGUCCUCCAGCUGUCCGUGUGUACCUGCACUGCGUGGCAUCAGGCCUGGGAGUCGGGCCCCAGCAGGAACCCUUCUCCUUCUCCCCAUCUCUUUCUCGAUCUUUUGAUGCUGACGGGGGAGCAGAAGCUGGAGGAGCAGCAGGGGCAGGAGCUGAUCGCCGAGCUGGUUCACGUUCUUCCCCACGCUCCUCUCUCCUAUCAUCAGCACGUCGCCACGAGCUCGCUACAAACACAGAAGACAUUAAUACCACCUUUUGUCAUGUUCAAACCAGCAGCCUGCAGGAGUUUAAACAAACAAACAUAGCACUGACAGUCUGAUUUACUGAUUCUCAAUCUUGCCAAGAACUAAUACGAAGAUGACAGCCAGACACACAGCUUAAUUUUAUAAUCGAGUAAUGGACAGGAACUACUCGUGCCUCUAAGAGAUUCACCAUUGCUGUCAGCAAGUGAAGUGUCACUUCUAAAACAAAGUAACUGCAAUAAGAAUGUUCUAGUGAUGGUUUUACAAUGUAAAAUAUGUCUUUAUAUUAUCAGAAUUAAAAGCACAAAAACAUCUCCUUAGGAACAGUUGAAACAUAUUUAGGUGUUUGGUGUCUUGACAGCCCUUUGCUGUUCAACAUUAUUGAAGGCAGAUGUGACACAGCUCCCCUGAUACUCAUCUUCAGCAUUCUUCACUAUAUGAAGAAUUGUUCAUUUCCAUCAAAAGGAGCUUAAUAAUUAUACCCCAGCUAUGAAUGAACAAAAACUGUGUUAAAUACCAAACUGGAUGGUCAAACAAUAAAGUAGUUCCUGAUAUUAUUUUUUAUAUAUGUAUAUACGUAUGUAUCUCCCCACACUGGGAGCUCUCAACCUUUCAGGACCAGCUGCAGUCCUGUAAGGGGUGUUCUGUUCCAGUCUGCUCUGAGAUCAGCUGCAUGGCUGAUCAGCACCAAUGCUCAGGGCAGAAACCAAAUAAAGAUCUGAACAUGAGAACUCCAGAAUGGCAAUAUGUGGUAUCUCAGGCUAAAUGUCUUUGCUGUUACUGGUUUUUAUAGGAGAUAACAAAGUAUAAAUGAAUGUACAUAAUUAAAACUCAUUAAUGUACAUAGUUGAAGGAGGUUAUUCAUCUAAAAUAAAUAUCACUAAUAGUGUGAAACCCA
Molecule: messenger RNA, 3524 nt
Organism: Coturnix japonica (Japanese quail)
Lineage: Eukaryota; Metazoa; Chordata; Aves; Galliformes; Phasianidae
Gene: NANOS1
Product: nanos C2HC-type zinc finger 1
Molecular function (GO): RNA binding; zinc ion binding
Source: RefSeq, a predicted model, not a curated record